AUGGCCGCCACCGCCGCUGCCACCGUCCCCAUGUCGUCCUCUCAGCUCCUCAUCUGCGGCGGCAGCUCUCGCUCCGCGGCGGCGCGCCAGUCGCCGUUCGUCGUGCACGUCGCCGGACGCCGGCAGCAGGGGAUCUCCUGGCCCGGCGGCAAGGAUGGAUGGUGCUCGACGUCGCUAGCAGCGAGAGGCGUCGUGCGGUGCGCCGCCGUGGGGACGGAGGCGGCGGCGGAGGCGAAGAAGAAGAGUAGCUACGAGAUUCAGACGCUGACCGGGUGGCUUCUGAAGCAGGAGCAGGCGGGGACCAUCGACGCCGAGCUCACCAUCGUGCUGUCGAGCAUCUCCAUGGCGUGCAAGCAGAUCGCUUCUCUCGUGCAGCGGGCCGGCAUCUCCAACCUCACCGGUGUCCAAGGCGCCGUCAACAUUCAGGGCGAGGACCAGAAGAAGCUCGACGUGGUCUCCAAUGAGGUCAACCCCACCUUCCCUCCUCUCCUCUCCUCUCCUCUCCUUAAAACAUACCACUAAACCUUCUUCACUGAACAUGGGAGGGCGGGAUAAAUUCCGGGAGCGAUGGACGGUGAUUCAUGAAGACACAGGACAGGCGUUGACUUCGUCACUUGUCGUCGUUUGCAGGUGUUCACAAACUGCUUGAAAUCGAGCGGCCGCACGGGUAUCAUUGCCUCGGAGGAGGAGGACGUCCCCGUGGCCGUGGAGGAGAGCUACUCCGGGAACUACAUCGUCGUCUUCGACCCCCUCGACGGCUCCUCCAAUAUCGACGCCGCUGUCUCCACCGGCUCCAUCUUCGGAAUCUACAGCCCCAACGAUGAGUGCCUCGCCGACAUAAGCGACGAGUCCACCGUAAGUCAAACGAAACCCAUCUGCCGCCGAAGAGGAGGUGGAUGACCCACUGACCCUCCCUCUGGUCCUCCACGCGCGCAGCUGGACGACGUGCAGCAACGGUGCAUUGUCAACGUCUGCCAGCCCGGGAGCAACCUCCUGGCGGCGGGCUACUGCAUGUACUCGAGCUCGAUCAUCUUCGUGGUGACGCUGGGCAACGGGGUCUUCGUCUUCACACUGGACCCAAUGUACGGGGAGUUCGUUCUGACGCAGGAGAACCUGCAGAUCCCCAAGGCGGGGAAGAUCUACGCCUUCAACGAGGGGAACUACUUGUUGUGGGACGAUAAGCUGAGGGCCUACAUGGACUCGCUCAAGGAGCCCGGCCCCUCCGGGAAGCCCUACUCGGCGCGGUACAUCGGCAGCCUCGUCGGCGACUUCCACCGCACGCUGCUCUACGGCGGCAUCUACGGCUACCCGCGUGACAAGAAGAGCAAGAACGGCAAGCUCAGGCUGCUCUACGAGUGCGCCCCCAUGAGCUUCAUCGUCGAACAGGCCGGCGGCAAGGGCUCGGACGGCCACCAGCGAGUCCUCGACAUCAUGCCCACCGAGGUACCUACCAUUCAUUCACACGCAUAUAUUUAUCUAUAUAUGUCAAACGUGGAAUCAGAGAGAGAUCACACCGGCAUUUCUUGCUUCAUGAGCUUCAUCGUCGAACAGGCCGGCGGCAAGGGCUCGGACGGCCACCAGAUCGACAUCAGCCCACCGGGUUCAUAUAUUUAUCUAUAUAUGUCAAACGUGGAAUUCACACAGACAUCGCUUCUAUUUCCCUCUGCAGAUACAUCAGCGGGUUCCGUCGGGAGCGUGGAGGAGGUCGAGAAACUGGAGAAGUUUUUGGCUUGA
Messenger RNA from Spirodela intermedia, 1734 nucleotides. Lineage: Eukaryota; Viridiplantae; Streptophyta; Magnoliopsida; Alismatales; Araceae. The record is from the annotation of a GenBank genome assembly.